AGCGUUGCUAGUGUUAGUGCAGUGCUGCUAAACGGAAGACGUGUUUCACGAGCUCGGUGUUUUCGGUGUACAGAUCUUUACAGUUUCUACACCCUCUCUCGUGCUUGACAUACCCCACUUCCCCUAUAGGUUGUGUGCUGUGGUGUGACGGAUCUCCCGAAAUGAAUUGAUUGCCGCGAACCAGACGUAGUUCAGUGAUAAACCGGUAAAGAUGAUGGAAGUGGACCAACCUCUCAAGGAGAACGGUUUGCCGAAAAUGAGCCCAACUGUCGACAGUACGGAAAGCUCGGAAAGUGUCACCGACGAAGUCGUUCAGCAAAAUGGAACAACGAUGGUUAAUGAGGACAGCUUGCCAGACGUCACCAAGGUGGUGUCCUCGGUAGCAGCAGCAGCAGAUGAUGAUAGCAACGAAGCGAAAGGCCUGGAAGAUGACGACGCUAUGGAACGGCUAAUGUACAGCGAGCUGGACGAUGCCGACGAUGAAGACCUUCAACCCGAUUCGACGAAGAAAGAACCCGGUGUAGAAUCCGAGUUGGUGCAGAAUCUCUCCGACACGCUGAUCAAGGACAUCAUCCAGCUGAACAAGGAUUCGAAACGGGCCGAGUCGGAGAUCGACGUGGACCCAGAUCGGUUAGAAAGCGAGGAGAGUUCCGAUAUUUCCCCAUCGUCGGGUCAGUCAUCAAACCAGACGGCAGCCGAGCAGGCAGAUGCUGAAGACACCAACGGUGCUGUCAGUAUAACGGAAGACGAUACUUUAACCGAGGUAAAUGAAGAUCUCGCUACGGCUGCUGAUGCUGUGACAAAGGAAGUCGCAGAUACCGACGAGGAGAGUGAAAGUAUUCUCCUCCAGGAGGACAAUGUUGAGCUGGAGGAUGAUUUGGAAGUGGACGAAAGCUUGCUCCUGGACGAGGAUGUAGAUAUGGAGGAAGGAGAAUCGGCCAUUCAGAUCGAAGAUAGUGUAUUGGUUAGUUCGGGAGAUACUGUCGACGAUACCGACGGAACUGUCACGAUAGACGAGAGCGGAUUGAGUAUACUGAAUACUGCCGCGGUUGAUAUCGCAGAUAUGACGGUAGACGAGUCGGUGGACGCCAGCUUGGAACCGAAGGUGUCCGACUUAAUGGAAGCCAUGGUGAGCACUAACGCAGACAAUCUGAAUGCAGCUGAAGAGCAAAUAGGUAUACCGGAAGAGGAAGCUCCACUAUCACCUGACAUAAGUGAUCUGAUCAAGUUUCCGGACAUGGAGAAAAUCGUAUCUAAGUCUGAAUCGAAUGGUGAAGUAACCGAGCAGAAGGAUGUCGUUCCGGAAGUGUCUGAUUUUAUCAAGUUUCCCGAUGAUAGAACGGAAACGGAAAAGGCACGAUCUAGAUCUGCAUCGCCCGAAUUGUCAGACUUAAUAAAGUUUGAUAGUGUUGCUGAGGUCGUCGAAGAACAGAAGAAGGAGACAUCGGUCGAAGAAUCAACCGUUGAAUCUAGUGAAACUGUCCCGGAGGAAACAAAGCCGCAAGUGGAAUCUGCUAAGAAAAAUGAAAACCCGGUGGAGGCAAAAAUUCCGGCAGCACUACAACAAGAUAAGGUAGAUGCCGAAGAGAAGACGGAAGAUGGUGCACAGAAGAAGAAAACCGAAGAGAAAACAGAGGAUGGAGAGAAGAAGGGAACAGAUGAUGAUCCUGAAGCAGAGUCUGACGAAACUGAGACGGCUCAGCACACUUGUCGGCAGGCGUUGCAAGCUGCAGAUGAGGAAGACCUUCUGGAGAUGAUGGAGGAACCAGGACAAAUGGAGGGAGAUGAUGAACCGGAACCGGAAGAAGACCCGGACGAUAAUAGCAGCGAGUCCGGGAGUACCAAGCAAGUGGAAGGUGAUGAGGAAGAAGAGUUUGAGGGAUCGGACUACAUGGGAGCGGACGGAGAUGAGAGCAGUAGGAACGCGGAAGAUCAGGAGGAAACAGGGGGCGAAGAAAUUCAGGUUGAGGAAGAAGAGCUGGCUGACGGAGAACCACCUCUGAAGCGGAAAUGUUCGAUCGAUGUAAGAGAAGCUCAAGAGGAAGAGAGCGAGAAAAAAGAAGUUGAGGAAAAGAAGGUUGAAGAGAAGAUCGAAGAGAAUGUUGAAAAGGGGGUUGAAAAGGAGGUUGAAAAAGAGGUUGAAAAGGAGAUCGAAGAAAAAGUUGAAGAGAAGGUUAAAGAGAAAGACCUGACUAAAUCACCCAAAGUGGAUGAAGUAAGUGAGGAAAAGGCGGAAAGCGAGAAGAUAGUUGAAAGUGUCGGCGAAGAGAAGAGCAAAAUUGAGGUAGAGGAGAAGAAAAGUUCAGAAGUUGUCCCUUCGGUUACAGAAGUAGCCGAAAAGAAGGAUGAUAAAGUGGCAGAUGAAGAAAAAAAGGAUGAAAAUGUCGUGCAAACUGAAAAAGAGUCUGAGAAGAUGGAUAUUUCCCAAGAAGAGCCAGUCGAACUGGAAAAAGUCCAGGAAGAAACUUCUGCUGAAGUUGAAAAGACUGUAGAUGUGGAAAAAAAGAAUGUUGAAGCGGAAAAGAAGGUUGAAACGGAAGAAGAGUUAGAGAAAGGGGAAAGCAAAGUCUCCGAAAAACCUGAACCGAUAGCUGCAGAAAAAGAAGAAGAACUUGUAAAGGAUGAUGCCAAAAAAGACGACAAAGAGCCGGAGGAUAAAGUACAACCUGAAGAAGAGCAAUCUGUAGUAGCUGUUUCGGAAAUUAAGAAACCUGUUGAAGAUGAUAAGAAGCCAGAAGAGAAGGAUCAAAAAUUAUCGGAGGCUGCGCAAGACGAGGUGUUUUUAAUAGAUGACGACGACGACGAAAUCGCAGAAAAUAAGAAAGAAGAAGAAGACAAAGGCGAAAAGAAAGCUGAAAAGCGACCGUGUCCCGAUGAUGAUGUCGAGGAGAAGGUUGAUUCGGAAUCUGCCAAAAAGAUUCGGCUGUCGGUUGAACUGAAGGAGGAAGUGAAACUUGAGGAACCAAAAGAGGAACCAAUGGUGGAACCAAAAGAGGAACCCAAUACCGAAGUUGAGGAUGUCAAGAAGGAAGAAAAGAAGUCUGCUUUGGAGCUAAUAGAGCCGCUGAAAAUGACACUGGAACCGGAACCCGUAGCACCGAAGGAGAAGAAGGCUAUUCGGUUGGAGUUUUUGGAGAAAUUCAAGAAGCCAUUGGAGAGAAUGAAUCGAUCGAACUUGGAAGAAUUCGUGCUUCAGAAGAUUGUAGAAGGCAUAGCUUUCAAAUCGGCGAUUGCCGAGAUGCGAACUCAGCUGGAUGCUCAGGACACGCUUCUACAGGGAUACCGUCAAAAGGUGCACGAUUUGAACAAACAGUUUCGGGAUUUGGAAAUGGUUCACGAGCGUGUCGUGAAGGAUCUGGAAAAGAAGAACCAACAUUUCAUUACUCCGGUGAAGAUCACACGAGCAGUGGGACUUCAGGUCUCGCAGCCUCGAUUCGUGGCCGGUUGUCGACCCGCUGGGAACAGCACAACUCCUACCACGACCAGCCCUAAGGGUGCUGUUAUUCGGUCACCAGUUGCAACUCCUAUCGGAGGUUCUCCAAACAAGAAUUCUCCACAGAGCGUACAAAAUCGACGACCUACUUUCAGUCGAAUUGCUCCGGCAAAUAUGGCUCAAAAGCCAGCUGCUCAACAACCGACCGCUGCUCGACCGGGACCUCCAACUAUCAUCAAUAAGACUCUGAGCUCUCCACAAAAUAGCCUACUCAAUAAAUCGACCACGGUUCAAGGACAAAUCACACCGAUCAACAGCACCCAACAGGUACAAACAAUUUUAAGCGCAUCUCAAUCUCAACCGACGGUCGCAGGCACAGCUCCUUCAUUGACCAGGAAAAAGCCACUUCAGAAGUAUACUCCCAUGCGGCCACCGCUAUCCAUCACCCAGCAGGUACAGCAGCAACAGCAGACCCGUCAAAUGCAGGAACAGCUAAUGAGGCAGCAGAUUCAAGACGUUCAAACGAGUAACACCGGAGGACAAAGUCCGCUGGCGCAGUCACCUCAGGGAUCGCCAUUGACUCGAACUCCAGAACCCGCUUCGUCUCCCGUGGGAACUCCCGGUCCCGCCAGUCGCGUAUCGACGAUGGUAGUGAAGAAAGUUACACCUCAACCUCAAGCGAAACCCGCUUCAACGAACGUAAUCAUCAAUCGCCAGACCCCCUCGAUGGUAUCAUCCCCUGCGGCAGCUCAGGCGCGUUCAGCUCCGUCUACCCCAACGACUACUGCGGCACCUGCUGCCGUAGACAACUCGCUGAUCGAUCUUACCGAUGAAGAUGACGCACCGAAACCGGCAGCCACUUCGGCAGCACCACCAGCUGCAACUACGGUGGUACCCAAACCUCCGAUUACAAUACUGAACGGCCAACAGCAGCAGCACCACCAACAACAACAGCAGUUCACCACCCAACGGCAACCCGGAAUGCCACCGUUGGUUGUCAUCAAUCAGCAGCGAAUGAUGACUCGGCCAGCGCUUCAGCAGCGACCCGCCGGAAUGGUGAAUGGAACACCGCCGCGGCCUGUGCUAAUGCAGCGACCGACAAAUGCUACCAAUGGGUUCCCCCGGGCGCAGACCUAUCGAGCGCGGAUGAUCAACGGUCAGUUAGGCAACACCCGCAACAUGAUAACUCGUCCUCCAAUUCGCCAACAACCUGCCGCCAGUUUCACGCAUCCUGCCCCACUUCCCCAGCCCGGAAGCCAACUGCUGAAUCCCUCAUGGAAGCAAACUCCUCCGCGUCCGUCCAUCCGGAUCAAUAAUAUCGAAACCGGUAUCGUAAUUUCCUGGACCAUGGACGACCUAUCGGAAGCACAUGCGUCGAUCGUAAGCUACCAGAUAUACGCCUAUCAGGAGACGAAUGCACCGCCCUCGAUGGACAUGUGGCGGCACGUUGGUGACGUCAAGGCCAUGCUCUUGCCGAUGGCCGUCACGCUGACUCAGUUCCAGGAAGGCCAGCGCUAUCACUUUGCCGUGCGGGCCGUGGACGAACACCAACGGGUGGGACAGUUCAGUCCUCCACGGACCUGGAACGAAUCCACGCCGGCCAAGGCUUAAACUAUUAUAGUCUAGAAAGCACAAGUUUCUCUUUUAGUUGGAAGAUAGUGAUAGUUUUAAUAUUUAAACGAAAUUUUAGAGGGAUAAGAAAAAAAAACCAAUUCGUUUAGUUGUAAUAGAUACAUCAAUUAGGAAACCGUGUAUUAAUCUUCGAUGUAGAUUUUGUCUACUUCUAAAAAAAAAUUGGAAAUAAUUAAACAAAAAUAUUGGAAAUCAUUGAAACCGAACGUUUAAUUGGGUUCUUGUCAGCAGAAUGAUGUGAACAUAUGUGUUAUUUUAUGUUUGGUUUUCUUUUAUUUAAAAGCAAAAAGUUUUCU
This is a messenger RNA of Ochlerotatus camptorhynchus, 5361 nucleotides long. It is a transcript of the gene wde, whose product is annotated as windei. The record is from RefSeq and is a predicted model, not a curated record. Bases 212 to 5044 code for a protein of 1610 amino acids. The transcript is spliced from 6 exons. Lineage: Eukaryota; Metazoa; Arthropoda; Insecta; Diptera; Culicidae. Gene Ontology annotation, biological process: regulation of DNA-templated transcription. Gene Ontology annotation, cellular component: nucleus; transcription regulator complex. Gene Ontology annotation, molecular function: transcription coregulator activity; protein binding.